Malania oleifera is the source of this 2073-nucleotide messenger RNA. Its product is annotated as pheophorbide a oxygenase, chloroplastic. Gene Ontology annotation, cellular component: chloroplast thylakoid. The record is from RefSeq and is a predicted model, not a curated record. Gene Ontology annotation, molecular function: 2 iron, 2 sulfur cluster binding; chlorophyllide a oxygenase activity; pheophorbide a oxygenase activity. Bases 291 to 1883 code for a protein of 530 amino acids. The transcript is spliced from 7 exons. NCBI's taxonomy places the organism in Eukaryota, Viridiplantae, Streptophyta, Magnoliopsida, Santalales, Ximeniaceae.
GCCCAACCAAAAGACAAUCGGAUCCUCUCACCGUAACGUGGCACGAUACUAUUGGUUUUCUCUCCCGUUCUGCCCGACCCACCGGCGUUCACCACUUCUCCCGUCGCCUCGGCCCUCGCCUCUCUGGUCUGCGAUGGUUCCAGACCCCAGCGUUCCAAUCUCUUUCACCAACUCUCGCACGCAAUGCAAACUCUCUCUGUCUGUCUGUCUUUCUCUCUCUCUCUCUCUCCCCCCCCUAUAUUCCCUUCUCACAACUGAAGAUUGAAGAAAGAAGGGAACUGCAGUAACAAAUGGCUAUGUUUCUUUGCACUGCUACUUGUACUACUCCUCUCCGAAACCUUCCAUUCCCAGUCUCUAGACCCAUACAGCCUACCUCCCCAACUGCCAUCGGAAGAAGAGCAAUUUUCUCUCCUCUGCGAGUUGCCGCUCCUCCGACCCAACCCUCUACCGCCCGCGAACAGGACCACCAAGUUGCCGAUGUCGAAGAUGACACCGGCGAAGAUACCUCGUCGUCCAAGUUCACAUGGCGAGAUCACUGGUACCCUGUGUCCCUGCUCGAAGACCUCGACCCUCGCCUCCCUACUCCCUUUCAGCUUCUAGGUCGCGACCUCGUUCUCUGGUUUGAUAAAUCCACCGCCCAAUGGGUCGCCUUCGACGACAAGUGCCCCCACCGCCUCGCCCCUCUUUCUGAAGGCCGGAUUGAUGAGGAGGGUCAUUUGCAGUGCUCGUAUCAUGGGUGGUCGUUCGAUCAGUGCGGAUCGUGCGUUCGGAUCCCUCAGGCUGCACCUGAAGGACCUGAGGCCCGUGCCGUUGGGUCUCCAAGAGCUUGUGCAACGAAGCUCCCCACAAUGGUGUCUCAAGGUCUGCUUUUUGUUUGGCCGGAUGAGAAUGGUUUGGAACGAGCUCGGGCCACCAAGCCUCCCAUGCUGCCUGAUGACUUUGAGAACCCCGAGUUUUCAACCGUGACGAUUCAGCGUGAUCUGUAUUAUGGUUAUGAUACCCUCAUGGAGAAUGUUUCUGAUCCUUCCCACAUAGACUUUGCGCAUCAUAAGGUUACAGGGAGGAGGGAUAGAGCCAAGCCUUUGCCAUUUAAAUUAGAGUCUAGUGGCCCUUGGGGCUUUGCUGGAUCCAAUGACGGGAACCCACAAAUUAGUGCUGAAUUUGUUGCACCUUGUUAUUAUAUUAAUAAAAUAGAGAUAGACACAAAGCUCCCUAUAGUUGGCGAUCAACAAUGGAAAAUAUGGAUCUGUUCCUUUAAUGUGCCAAUGGCACCUGGGAAGACCCGCUCAAUUGUUUGUAGUGCUCGAAACUUUUUCCAGUUCACAAUGCCAGGACCUGCCUGGUGGCAGGUGGUUCCUAGGUGGCACGAGCAUUGGACUUCAAACAAGGUAUAUGAUGGAGACAUGAUUGUCCUACAGGGCCAAGAGAAGAUCUUCCUCUCAAAAUCAGUGGAGGGUUCUGCUGAUAUUAACAAGCAGUAUACAAUACUCACAUUUACACCCACACAGGCAGAUCGCUUUGUCUUAGCAUUUAGAAAUUGGCUAAGGCGGCAUGGCAACAGCCAACCCGACUGGUUUGGCAGCGUCAACCAACAACCUCUGCCUUCAGCCGUUUUGUCAAAACGUCAGAUGCUGGAUAGAUUCGAGCAGCACACUCUGAAAUGUUCAUCAUGUAAAGUAGCUAAUGAAGCAUUUCAGACAUUGCAGAAGGUCCUGAUGGGUGCAACCGUUGUGUUCUGUGCAACAGUGGGCAUCCCUUCUGAUAUACAGUUGCGGGUAAUUUUGGGAGGAUUUGCACUUGCAAGUGCUGGUUUGGCCUAUGCCUUGCGUGAACUGCAAAAGAACUUUGUGUUCGUUGAUUAUGUACAUGCCAAAAUUGAUUGAGUUCAUCACAGAGCCAAGGAGAUGACCAGGAAAUGUAUACUAUUAGCAUAGGCAAUAUAAAUUGUUUCACACGAUUGACGAGUGUCUAGAACAUAUAAAAAGUAUAGGACGAGUCGUAGAUUGGAUGCAUUUCUUACCCAUAAGUGUUUAAAAUAUCAUUCGAGUAAAUGAUAAUAUAAUUUUAAAUGAA